This is a messenger RNA of Lactuca saligna, 687 nucleotides long. Lineage: Eukaryota; Viridiplantae; Streptophyta; Magnoliopsida; Asterales; Asteraceae. The record is from the annotation of a GenBank genome assembly.
AUGGUGCAUAUCACGCAGUUACCCCCUGAGCUUUUGAAUGUGAUCUUGGUCUUAGUAGCAAUGUCAAGUGAUGGUGCGGGAGAUCUGGCGAGGGCAGCUUUAAGCUGCAACGCCCUUAAGAACCAUGCUAAAGAAUCAGUAGUCUUGAAAGCGGUCAACUUUCAGCGUUUGACUUCUAACACUGAAGAUUUUAGGAAACACCGUAAUAGAAAAGGUCUCCUUUGUUUGUGUGCCCGAGCUGGAAAUCAAUCUGCCCAAGCCAUGAUGGGAAAGGCUCUCCUGGUUCAGGACCCCUGGUUUUGGGGCAUGAUUUUUGGCGAUAGUCUACUCGUGCAUUACUGGAACGUUGCACCGAGUGAAGUUCUACAUCACAUUGACCUUGUGCGAUCGUUUAUCCUGCAUGCUUCCUCCCUAGACGUUGCUGCAAUGUGUCAAGCAUUAGUCAACUAUGUGAUCACAUAUGCUGGAUACAAAGCUGCUCGUGAAUCUGGUAUUGUUUGUGCCAUCUAUGAUAUGUGUUCUUAUAAGGUUUCAACGGUUAGAGCAGGUAGACUCAGAAAUAACCAAUUCACCAUCAGUUCAGUUGCGAGUGUCUGGGUUCGGUCGGAGCCACCACGUGAUAAAGAAUUCAAUCGUGACACCGUGAUUACCUUCUUUGAUGAACUCUUCUCAUCUGUUCAUGGCUGA